Myxocyprinus asiaticus (Chinese sucker) is the source of this 3182-nucleotide messenger RNA. RefSeq names its product leucine zipper protein 2 (gene luzp2). Bases 353 to 1522 code for a protein of 389 amino acids. NCBI's taxonomy places the organism in Eukaryota, Metazoa, Chordata, Actinopteri, Cypriniformes, Catostomidae. The transcript has 15 exons. The record is from RefSeq and is a predicted model, not a curated record.
UCACCUCACCACCUCAAAUCAUUCUCUAGUCUUCCUUCGAGGAUCCCGGAUUCCCCCGCCCUGCACCUGGUUCCUGGCCAUUAAUAAAUCUGUCCAUCUCCCCGUUCCCUGCUCUUUGAAGAUGGAGAGCCCUGCACUUUCACAUAUAUGCACUGCUCACAGUGUUGCGUCUGUCCGCCACGGCGUGUGCCUGUGUUAAUGCGUGUGUGCACCAGAGAGAGAGAGAGAGAGAGAGAGAGAGAGAGAGAGAGAGAGCAAGAGAGGAGAGGGAGAGAAAGGGAGAAGGGAAAAGCAAGCGAUCGAGAGAAAGAGGGGGAAAGAGACGCCGAGUGCAUGAGAGCAAGACAAAGCAAUGAAAUUCAUCGGAGCUGUUUACCUCCUGUUCCUCCUCCCUGCUUUAAGCUUCAACAGCAGCUAUGAGGGGCUGGAAAAGAAGCUGAAGGAGGUUUUCAUGGAGAGGACAGGAAUUUUACAACAAUUUUCUAAAACAUCAAAGGAGCUUGACAGCAUAAAAGGUAACCUGCAGUGUGUGACAACCUCCACCACCCCACCAUCACCAGUUGAGUCCCGUCCUGCAUGGGGCCAUAAAAGGAAAUAUAAAUUACGCGCCACCAUCUGGCCGAUCGGGAUGAGACUUUGUGCCCGAGUAGCGACAUCUAUAAAGAAUAAUGACGCUGUGCCCAAAAAGGAUGUGCAGAGAAUCUUGGAGCUUAGUCACAAGCAAAGGGAUGAGAUGAAGUCACUCCAGGUAGCUCUGCAGAAGCAACUGGAUGAUGCAGCUGAACGUGCAGAGAAGCAGCAGGCCACUAUCAAGUUCUUAAAGAUGGAGAUGGAAAAGAAGACCAAAAUCAUUAAAGACCUGCAGCAAGAGAAUAAAAGCUUAAAGAACAAACUUCUGUCUGGGAACAAGCUCUGUGACAUACAUGCAGACGAGUCCAAAAAAAUCCAAGCCCAACUGAAAGAGCUGAGGUAUGGCAAAAAGGAUUUAAUUUUCAAGGGUCAGCAAUUGAUGGACCUGGAGAAUAAACUCAGAGUUGCCAAAGAUGAACUGGAGAAGGCUGCACUGGAUAAGGAGUCACAGUUGAAAGCCCUGAAGGACACAGUGCAUAUCUGCUUUUCGUCUGUCCUACACAGCCAGACAGGACGUUUACACAGAUUUCCAGCCACACCCACCAACCUGUUGAGGUAUUCUGCCCUGGUCAACAACUCAAGAGUCACCUUUCAACAGCCCCAUGCAAAGGACAUCCCAAAAGUUCCCCAGAUCACAACAACAAGUAAAUUGCCUGUAAGCAGUGCGGUAAUGAGGAGAGAUGACUCAGGACCGAAAGACUGCCAGAUGGUGAAGGUGGGAGCAGACUGUUCCCACAAUCAGACUGAGAGUACAUAUGAAAUGAAAAAGAUGUUUGGACACAGUCAAUCGAAGACUCCAGAGCAAAUUGGACAAGGCCAAGCAAGGACAUCAGAGGAAAGUGUGAAAACAGAUGGAGACCUAAAAAAGACACAAAUGGACAAACAAAACUAAGAGACAGUGGAAGACUUGGCAGAUUUUCUGCAUGACAAAAAUGAUGUCAGACCUGUUUAAGCCCCUCUUCAUUCACUGAGCUUAUAAGCACACUCACACACACACACACACACACACACACACACACACACACACACACACACACACACACAGACAGACAAACAUAAUCCCAGACAGACACAAACACAAAAACUCAAUAUAAUACUGCUAAUGUAGAAAAAGGAAUUCCCAACAUUCAGUUUUGAACUUCCCUGAUGAAAACCAACAACAUAGUAUGGCAUGCAUUGUAGAGAUUUUGAUUUUGAUUUUAAGCGGUUUACGACGGAUUACUUUUUGUUCUCUGUUUUGAUUUUGUUUCUCCCAAAAUGAGGACACAAUGUUCUUUGAUUUGUGUUGUUUGUAAUUAAAAACUAUUUCUGGCACCUCAGACCAGAAUUUCAAUGUUAACGGUCAUGCUGAGGGUAAUGCUUUUCAGUUCUGUAAAUUUACAUAUACUUGUCAGAGUUUCUGAUAAUAAUGAACUGAAUGCACCCUAUAAAUUGUAUUCAUCUCCUGAAUUCGCUAAAUGGAAAAUCGAUCCUAACUUUGCUCAAAUGACUAAAAGUGAGUAACUGUUUAAAACAGCUCAAAUGUCCAGGUAUGGUUUGUCUCGUGUUGUAGCAAAGAUUAAUUUACUCUUCCUAUUCCAUAUUAUGAGGUAUUACAGGCUCAAGUUGGCUGGCCAACUAUGAAUAUUUCGCAGCAUUUGGUGCCAGAAUUUAAAGAGAAAAACUCGACUCACAGUGAGUCGUCUCCCUAAGAAUGAUGUGCCAUGCACGGAGUACUUAAUCUAAUGCUACAUCUCUCUGUUUCUCUACCUUAUUGUGUCCUUUCAAUAAACAGUGAUUUUCGCUAAAUGUGUGCAGAAUAAAUGGUUAUUUGUGGAGUAAAACAACAGACUUGUCACUGUCCAUACAUUACUUGGUCCCUUGAGUUUGCUUCUUAACACAUUUGGUGCUUCUUAAAAUACCCUGGUAUAUAAUAAAGUGGCAGGUCAAUAACCUAGAUUUUAAGGCCUGUUCAUACCAAAUCCGUGACGAAUUUGCGAGACAAACUUAGUCGACAGGUCUAUUCACACUAAGAUUCAUUUUUUUAAUAAAAAAUAAAUAAAUAAUAUAUAUAUAUAUAUAUAUAUAUAUAUAUAUAUAUAUAUAUAUAUAUAUAUAUUUUUUUUUUUACCCCUUUACAGUAGGUGGUGCUGUUCUACAAACAUAUUUACAAUAGUUUCCUGCCCGGAUCCUUCAGCAUUCAGCUGUCAAUGCUAGAGAUUAAUAUAUUGAACGCUGUUUAAAGCAUUUAUUUACAUUACCUAAUUUGGCAUAACUAUUUCAUUAUGUUCUUCCCAGGUUUUUGAUGCAUUUUGAGGAAUAUAUAAUCUGUGUUAUUUAUUCGAGACAGAUAGGAAAAGAGCGCUGUUGCAUAAAUAUAUGUCCUGUGUCUUUAUAUUUUCAAAUGUAUUUUGCAGGAGUAUAUUCCAAAUGAACUCCUGAACCCAACUUCUCUUUUUAUAACGCCUGGAUAAUAUAACACCGGGUAUAGUGAUGUAAAUACACGUGGAAUAAUGUACAUUAAUAAUAACAGGUAUAGUAUAAAAUAUGAUGCAUAAUAUUAAAAACAAUAU